Apodemus sylvaticus (European woodmouse) is the source of this 5580-nucleotide messenger RNA. RefSeq names its product FHF complex subunit HOOK interacting protein 2A (gene Fhip2a). The transcript is spliced from 17 exons. Lineage: Eukaryota; Metazoa; Chordata; Mammalia; Rodentia; Muridae. Bases 332 to 2626 code for a protein of 764 amino acids. The record is from RefSeq and is a predicted model, not a curated record.
CCGCAUUGUCGCCCCCUGCAGGCCGCGGCGGGCACGGCAGCCGGAAGAGCCCGAGCUCCUGCCACCGUGUCCGCGCCGCCGCCGCUGCCGCCGAGCUCCGCCGGGCCCCGAUUGCAGCCGAACGACCUCGGAGCCGCCCGCCGCGGCCCCGCGUCCUCCGAUCAGAGCCGCUGCGCCUCCCGCCCGGCCUCCGCCCUCCGCUCCCCGCCCGGGCCCGCCCGCACCGGCCUUCACUCUGGAGCGGCCCGGGCAGCCGCAGCAGGGGCGGCGGCGGCGCAUCGAGGAGCUCUCCAGGUCGUCCCGGGAGAGGCUGCUGCAGUCCCGGGACAGGAUGUUCUCCAAGCUCACGUCCAUCCUGCAGCAUGCCGUGGAGGCGCUUGCACCGUCUCUUCCGUUACAAGAAGAUUUUGUUUAUCACUGGAAGGCAAUCACCCAUUACUACAUAGAAACCUCAGAUGAUAAAGCCCCAGUGACCGACACAAACAUCCCAUCCCACCUGGAACAGAUGUUAGACAUACUGGUCCAAGAAGAAAAUGAGCGGGAAUCUGGAGAGACAGGGCCAUGCAUGGAAUACCUGCUCCAUCACAAGAUUUUGGAAACAUUGUACACCUUAGGGAAAGCCGACUGUCCUCCAGGCAUGAAGCAGCAGGUUCUGGUGUUCUACACCAAGCUUCUGGGAAGAAUCCGGCAGCCCCUGCUUCCACACAUCAACGUACACAGGCCUGUGCAGAAAUUAAUUCGACUCUGUGGUGAGGUCCUUGCCACCCCAACGGAGAAUGAAGAGAUCCAGUUUCUCUGCAUUGUGUGUGCGAAGCUGAAACAGGAUCCCUACCUGGUCAACUUCUUCCUGGAGAACAAAUCCAAGUCCCUCACAUCCAGAGGAGCUCUGAGUGUCAUCUCAGAGGAUGGCCCAAAAGGUCAGGACCCCGCGUCAGGAGACGUCAGCCAGUGCCACCAGCCGCAGGAGUUGUCGGGUGCCCCUGGGGUGGAGCACGCUGAGUCGGAGGAUGAGCCCCCUCAGCAGGUGGAUGACCUGUCUGCAAGUCUGGAUGACCUCAAUGUCACCUCACUGCCAGAGGCCUCUGCCAUCCGGCCAAACCAGGACUACAACUUAGUGAAUUCUUUGUUAAACCUGACAAGAAGCCCUGAUGGCCGGAUAGCUGUGAAAGCGUGCGAGGGCUUGAUGCUCUUGGUGAGUCUGCCGGAGCCGGCGGCUGCCAAGUGCCUCGCUCAGAGUACCUGCUUGUGCGAGCUUCUGACUGGCAGACUCACCUCCCUGUACAAGGCCCUACCUCAGUCAGUGGAUCCCUUAGACAUUGAAACCGUGGAGGCAGUUAACUGGGGGUUGGACUCCUACAGCCAUAAAGAAGACGCGUCAGCAUUCCCGGGGAAGCGGGCCUUAAUUUCGUUUCUUUCCUGGUUUGAUUACUGUGAUCAGCUCAUCAAGGAGGCACAGAAGACUGCUGCCGUUGCUCUUGCCAAAGCCAUCCAUGAACGGUUCUUCGCUGGUGUCAUGGGGCCCCAGCUGAUGCAGACCUCCGAGAUGGGGAUUCUGACAUCAACGGCCUUGCUGCACCGCAUCGUUCGGCAAGUGACCUCGGACGUCCUGCUGCAGGAAAUGGUGGUCUUCAUCCUCGGAGACCAGAGGGAGCCAGAAACUCUGUCAGAAAUUAGCAGGCAUCCUCUGAGACACAGGCUGAUCGAGCAUUGCGAUCACAUAUCCGAUGAGAUCAGCAUAAUGACUCUGAGGAUGUUUGAGCAUCUCCUACAGAAACCCAACGAGCACAUCCUGUACAACUUGGUCCUAAGGAAUCUCGAGGAAAGAAACUACACAGAGUACAAACCUUUAUGCCCGGAAGACAAGGACGUGGUGGAGAAUGGGCUGAUAGCAGGAGCUGUAGAUCUGGAGGAAGAUCCAUUAUUUACUGACAUUUCACCAGAUAACACUCUGCCAAGCCAAGGGUGGGUCUGCUCACCCCGCACCAGCCCAGACCAUCCCCAAAACGAUGGCAAGACGGAAGUGCAUAAAGUCGUCAACAGUUUCCUCUGUCUAGUGCCAGAUGAAGCAAAGUCCUCCUACCACGUCGAGGGCACCGGCUAUGACACCUACCUCCGAGACGCUCACAGGCAGUUCAGAGACUACUGUGCCAUCUGCUUACGGUGGGAGUGGCCUGGAGCCCCCAAACCACUGGAGAAGUGUGACUUGGAAGCUGCCUUCUUUGAAGGACAUUUUUUGAAAGUUUUAUUUGACAGAAUGGGAAGAAUUCUUGAUCAGCCGUACGAUGUGAACCUGCAGGUGACCUCGGUGUUGUCCAGACUCUCCCUGUUCCCUCAUCCGCACACACACGAGUACCUUCUGGAUCCCUACGUGAACCUGGCCUCUGGCUGUAGGUCUCUCUUCUCUGUGAUUGUCAGGGUUGUUGGCGACCUGAUGGUUCGAAUUCAGCGCAUUCAAGACUUCACCCCCAAGCUUCUCCUAGUCCGAAAGCGGCUGCUUGGCUUGGAGCCCGAAGGCCCCAUCGUUGACCACAUCACGCUGCUGGAGGGCGUGAUCGUGCUCGAGGAGUUCUGUAAGGAGCUGGCAGCCAUUGCUUUCGUUAAGUACCACGCUUCGGCCACGCCGUGAAGGAAGGACCCGGGUCACUGGACGUUUCCUCCACUCAGCCACGAGAGGGUAAAAAGCCUUGUAAAUGAAGUAUCGAGUCAACCGCACAGAAUGAUAGGAAUCCGCUGCGUGACUGCUCUCCGCGAGACCUGAUGUUGCUCCCACUCGCUCUGCCAUAAUCCCCUGUCUGACUGCACGUUGUUCAAGCCCAGGAAACAAUCAAACUUGAGGAGAUCGAGUGAGUCUGCAGUGACUGAGAGACUGCAAAACUUGUGAUGUCAGGACUUGGCUGAUGUUUCUGUUCUUUUAAUAUCCUUUUAGGCAGCAAAGCAUUCUGACAUUCUCUGGGACUCAAAUGCUUAUAUUCUUUUGUAUUAAUAAGCAGCAAAAAAAAAUCACUAAUUUUAUAACUUUUUAAGGUUAAGAUUCUUAUCAUACAAAAAUAUUUAGGAAAACUAAAUGAAAAAAAUCGUUGAGGAACAUCAAAAGAAUCUGAAGGAGAAUCUGCAUGCAGAGCAGCAUCAACUCCUUCAGCUUUUGUAAGAAUAACAAUUUAAUAUGAUAAAGAAAUUCUUAAUAUAUUAUAUAUAUUUUUAAAGAAAUGUUCUUUUACUCUUUUGUGCACACAGCCAUAUUCGUGGUUGAUUUUCCUGCGUGGCUCCCAGUUUAGUUAAAGCUGUCAUUUUUGCAACAGCAUUGGGUUUACGCUUGUCAUUGGCAGUGUUUGCUAAAAUACUAUAUUUUAAGCUAAUUAACAGAUGCUGGGCUGAGACCCCACCCCUCCAUUUCCUCUCUGAAAAUUGCUUUAUGAAAUUGCUUUACGAUUGACUUCCGUUCUGAAGUGCGUGGCAGUGUUAGCAGGAUCGGGCGUGCCCAGGGCCUCUCAGCAGUCACGGUUCUCUUUAUUAGGUUCAGUCUUUGUCUUAAGUGAUUCUAAAGAGAUUGUUUUUAAGUCUCUUCAUGUUCAGUUUACUCCUUAAAGGAUUUAAGGAAACAGAGUGUGCGUGCAUGCGUGCGUGCGUGUGUGUGUGUGUGUGUGUGUGUGUGUGUGUGUGUUUGAGUAGUACGGAUACAGGGAUGUCUUGGUUAGCCAAGGUGCAGGGUAUAGCUGCAGGACACGUGGACACCUUGUCCCCUUGUCUGUCUAGUCUUUAUGUGACUGAUGGCAGUCACUCAGCUAUGGUUCUGGAGCUCAUGUCCUCAUCCUUAUUGAAGUGUUAAAACAGCUGCACUUUCCCAGCCAUUACUGAUGGGGACAAUCAGAAGGCAGUCACCAGCUGGGGCUGUACAGCUUGGAGCAUGUUUGACACGUUGCUCAGUCUGUUUUCCUAGUGUUUCAGAUUCGUUUUAUAGCUCAGUUUUGCUACUUAGGAACAAAAUACCAGAAGAUGAAGAAUAGCCUCCAUUCCGGAACGUUCAUCAUUGUUAAAAUAACAAAACCACUCCAUGUUUCUAACAAGAUUCGAGUCUUUCUCUGUUCCUUCAAGAACUCCGUUAAGACGGACAGACAGACAGAGAACCAGAGCGGGAGGCAGCAGUCCCCUGCGUGGCCUUCCUUCCGUGGCUCUGCGCAAUGAGCAGUGGUUCCCUUUGUUGUAUUUAUUGACUAGUUUCUGCAAGAAUCCCCGCAGCUCCUCCAUCUUCAGAUGUUGCUACCGUCAGCUUUGAUGGUGUAUUUGAGAUAAGGCACUGAGAGGAAUCGGGUGUUUCUUAAUGCUCUCCUAGUGCUCUGUGGGUCCCAGUGGGGUGAGCUCCAGACCAAAAACCCCGCCCUUCACCUCACGGCCGGACCUGUGGUACCCCACAUGAUGAGCUCGGCCAAGCUUUACCUCUGUGCUGCUGCUCCUGAGGACACGCUUCUCCUACGUCGUCAUGAUGACCCUGCCCUGCCGCCAGCCAGGAUUAGCCUGUUCCUCUUCUAUUUCUUUUUCAUAUUUAAUUCAGACCCAGAGUCAGCACAAGUCAUGGAACUGAGUUUGAGUUGAUUUAAAGAAACCAUGAGCCACAUCUAAGGUUUUUCUCACAGUCUCAGAGAUUCCAGGAUUUCCAUAGACUGUGUUGGGCGAAAAGGCAAGUGGUUGCCAUGCUGAGUUCCAAACUGAGUCCCAGCCUGCUUCGUGUUUGAAUAAAUAGGAAGUCAGCAUGCACAUUUUCUUUUUACUUUCUAACAAUGUAGUCUUUGGUUUAUUUUCAGUAAGGAGCCAUUUUUCACUUGACAAAAUCAGAUUUGUCUUCGCCAGUCUCUAUUGUUGUGCUCACAUAAGUGUGUAAUGUUCUCAUAACAUAUCUGUGCAAUAUGAAGCUGUGAGUGGGUUCAUAGCUUUUUGGCCUAAUUGUAUAUUAUUGUGUGUACAUGUGUGUAUAUAAAUGUGUGUGUAUAUGUGUAUAUAUAUAUAUAUCUAUAAAAGGACCAAAAUCCUUAUAGCUUGCUUACACUGUUGCUAGUGUAAAGAUUGUUACAUUUAAUUUUACAGGGCACAAAUUAUAGAAUUACUUCAUACUUUUCAUGGUAAUGUCUCCAUAAAUUAUUACAUUACUAUAUAGUUACCAUUUAAUUAUGAAGUUUACCGUGUAACAGAAGAAGUUAUGGUGAAAUGCCAAACCCACAAACUACGGUAAUUUUACAUUUCGGGUUGAACAAUAAAGCAAAAUAUGCAUGUCAUCAUAACACUUAGAUAACCCUCUUCUGGGCCCUGUAAAAUCCUGUCACCGAUACUCUGUUGGCCUCCUGCCUUGUUUACAUUAAACAGGAUAUUUGGCAUAUCUUUCCACAAGCGCCGCGUAGGUCGCUAGCAGUGUUCUGAAGGUCUGGAUUCCCAGGCCACCGAUGAGGAGUGACUGUGUGUGUGCCUACUGUGUGCCUACUGCCCCUGCCCGCCUCAGGCAGGUGGAGCUCAGCGUCAGCUUUUGCGCUAACAGUGCAUGCAGGACAAAGAGGGAAAUCAAGAAAAUAAAUCGAUCUAACUUAAACAGAA